GAUAUAUAAACAUGUAUCAAAGCUUGGCCCUUGCUCCAAAUCCUGGCCAGUCAGCCUACCCCCACGACUCCAGCAAUUUCCUGCACACCUCAGCGAGCCCGGCCGUUUAUGUCCCCACCAGUCGAGUUUCCUCCAUGCUCCAGAGCCUCCCCUACCACCUGCAAAGCUGCGAUCCCACCCACCAAGGCCACCCUCUGGGCGGCCACCCCGGAUGGGGUCAGCCAGCCGCGGCUGAGGCUUCCCACUUCAAUGGUGGCAGCCCUCACCCACCUUCCAGUUUUUCCUACACCCACAGCCCUCCUGGGGGGAGCACGGCCGGCCGGGACGGGGGCUACCAAAGUCCACUGUUGCUGGGUGCUGGAGGGCGUGACCAGUAUGGCAACACUCUGAUGCGUUCGGUCAAUGGAUCCUACUCCAGCCCAUACCCCACGGCUUAUGUGAACCCAGCGGAAAUGACGCCAUCUUGGCCCAGCAACCAUUUUGACAGCAGUGUCUUCCAUAGCCUCCAGACGCGACAAGCAGCCUUGCCAGGCCGGAGAUCUACGUUCGAGUUCUUGGAGGAGUUCCCUGGGGAUAGCCGAGAGUGUGUGAACUGUGGGGCCCUGUCGACCCCCUUAUGGAGGAAAGAUGGCACAGGGCAUUAUCUGUGCAACGCCUGUGGCCUCUAUCACAAACUGAACGGGACCAACAGACCACUCAUCAAGCCACAGAAACGACUGUCUACAAGUCGUCGAGCUGGUCUUUGCUGCACUAACUGUCAAACAACCACCACAACCCUCUGGAGACGGAACGCGGAAGGGGAGCCGGUGUGCAACGCAUGUGGAUUAUACAUGAAACUCCACGGGGUGCCAAGACCUCUGGCGAUGAAAAAGGAAAGCAUCCAGACCAGAAAACGGAAACCUAAAAAUGUCAAUAAAAGCAAAUCCUCAGCAAACAGUACCGCAACUUCCACCACCAGCUCUCCUUCCUCACUUACAAACUCAGAGAGCACUGUCACUUUAAAAACCGAACCUGCCAUUACACCACAAUAUCCGGGACAAGCAAUAGUGUCAACUUCACAGGGUCCAGGUCAUUCUGAAAACGGGCUGGAGGAACCUCACCCCCAAUUCAAGUAUGAGCCAGAAGACUACACCUUCCCAUCUGCCAUGUCCCAACCAUCAGGUCUAAGCGUCGGCCCCCGUCAAGACUCGUGGUGCGCCUUGGCUCUGGCCUAAACAACCAGGCCUUCUGUUCGAAAAACCGAGGAAUCCCUUCUACCAUCCUUGUGGACAUCACUGGACAGCAGAUUAAAGAUUUACGGACUGUAAUAAUCUUGUUUGGAUCUGGCAGGUUUUUUGUAAUCCGCGUGGUUUUUUGUUCCUUGGGAGAUUCCUUCCUUCCUUCUCUACGGAGGCUGCCAAUGGCAUCCCGCCUGCCAUUUUUUGCCUCUGACUCUUUUUUUUGGCCCUUGGACUCUCUAAAAGUUGAUAUUCUUUCACCAAUCAAAAAAAA
Notechis scutatus (mainland tiger snake) is the source of this 1491-nucleotide messenger RNA. RefSeq names its product GATA binding protein 5 (gene GATA5). Gene Ontology annotation, biological process: negative regulation of transcription by RNA polymerase II; cell fate commitment; positive regulation of transcription by RNA polymerase II. The record is from RefSeq and is a predicted model, not a curated record. NCBI's taxonomy places the organism in Eukaryota, Metazoa, Chordata, Lepidosauria, Squamata, Elapidae. Gene Ontology annotation, cellular component: nucleus. Gene Ontology annotation, molecular function: DNA-binding transcription factor activity, RNA polymerase II-specific; zinc ion binding; RNA polymerase II cis-regulatory region sequence-specific DNA binding.